Molecule: messenger RNA, 2666 nt
Organism: Carcharodon carcharias (great white shark)
Lineage: Eukaryota; Metazoa; Chordata; Chondrichthyes; Lamniformes; Lamnidae
Gene: ift74
Product: intraflagellar transport 74
Exons: 19
Coding region: 28-1866 (612 amino acids)
Biological process (GO): cilium assembly; intraciliary transport involved in cilium assembly
Cellular component (GO): cilium; intraciliary transport particle B; centrosome
Molecular function (GO): beta-tubulin binding
Source: RefSeq, a predicted model, not a curated record
GGCGCGGCGCACGCGCGCUGGCGGUUGAUGUGGCUCAAGCGGAGCUGGGUUGUCGCAGGCGGUGUGAGGAUGGCGAGCGCUCAGAGGCCUCCCCCCGGGGCCCGACCCUUCAGUAAAGGGGGCAGUGGGAGACCGCCCAUGACGGUGGCCCGAGCUCCGCCGACAGCGUUGCGUGUAGGCACCGGCAUAUCUCCUGGAACAGCGAGACCUGGAACUCGUGGUGGGCCUAUAGUGCCAGGAGGUGUGCUGUCUGCUCAGAUUAAAGUUGCAGAUCGCCCUGUAACUCAGCAGGGUUUGAGUGGAAUGAAAACUGGAAUGAAAGGACCACAUCGUCAGAUUUUGGACAAGUCCUACUUUCUUGGACUACUCAGAGCCAAAAUAAAUGAACUUACAACAGAAGUCAGCAAGCUACAAAAGGAAAUCGAUACAUUUAAUCAAGAAAAUUCUGUCUAUCUAUCCUAUGAAAAGAGGGCUGAAGCAUUGGCAGUAGAAAUUAAAGAUCUGCAAGGGCAACUAGCAGACUACAAUAUGCUGGUAGAUAAGCUGAACACCAAUACCGAUAUGGAAGAAGUUAUGAAUGACUAUAACAUACUCAAAGCACAAAACGAUCGAGAAGCACAGAGCAUGGAUGUAAUCUUUACAGAGCGACGAGAGAAAGAAGACCUCAUUCGAGUUAUCGAUGAAGAAAUUGAGCGAGAAAAACAAGCGGCAGAUACCAUCAUCAAAAACAUGGCAGAAGACAAACAAGCCAGAUAUAUGAAAAUGAAAGCAAUUAAUGAGCAUUUGUUACAGGAGUUGGAUGCUCGACAGCAAGAGCUGGAUAUAUUAAACAUGAAAAAGGAAACCCUGGGGGCUGAGAUAGCUCAUUCCCAGGUGAAGCAAGAAGCUGUGGUGCUGUAUGAAAAGCUCCAUGAGCUUGAAUCUCACCGUAGUCAGAUGAUUGCAGAGGAUAAGAGUAUGGGAUCGCCACAGGAGGAGAGGGAACGACUACUAAAGCAGGUUAAAGAAGAUAACCAGGAAAUAGCAAGCAUGGAAAGACAACUUACUGAGAUGAGGGAGAAAAUUAACCAGGUAACUGAGGAAAUUCGGCAUCUUGACAUGGAUCUGGAAGAGCAUCAAGGUGAACGGAAUCAGAAGUACAAAGAGCUAAAGAAAAGAGAAGAAACAAUGGAUGCAUUCCUGGAUACCUAUGAAGAUAUCAAAAACCAAGAGUUGGAACGGAAGACGCAGCUUGAGGCUAGUAUUGUAGCCCUUCUAGAGCACACAAGCAGGAAUAUGAACCGAAUGAGACAGAUCUCCUCGAUAACUGCACAUGAACUGAAGUCCAUGCAAGAGGACCUGAAUUUCAAGGAAACUGAAAUGCAGAAAUCCCAGACGACUGCUAAGGGUUUGACAGAUGAGAGCCAACGGCUCCAACAGGACCUUCAGAAAGUUGAGCAGUUAGAAAGCAAGAUUGGUGCUGAGCUGAGUUCUUUAAAGGAAAAGAUUCAGCAGAUAACAGAUGCUCUGGAAACUUACAGCAACUUGGAUGGACUAAAAGCUGCUGGAGAGGAGAAAAAGAAGAAACUUCAGGAGGAGAAAGUGACACUAACACAACGCAGAAACAUCUUUAAGAAGGUCAUGCAGCAAGUCUCAAAGGAGUACGAUACUCUGAAGAUGCAGCUACAGGAAAAUGAGACCCAUGCACAGCUAAUGAAUCUGGAACGCAAAUGGCAGCACCAUGAGCAAAACAACUUUGUUAUGAAAGAAUUCAUUGCUGCAAAGGGUAUGGAAAGUGACUACCAGCCAGUUGUGAAGAAUGUGGCCAAACAACUUGCUGAGUUCAACAAAAUACUUCAAGAGGCCCUUCAAAACACCAGAAAUUGACCUAAACUCCUUCCUGAAUAAUCUGAAAGGAUAUUAAAGAAAAUUGUUUUUUUUCAACUGGAGAAAUUUUCAUAAGGAUAAGCUUGUACUUUAUAGUCGAGUAAACUUUUUCCAUACUACAAAUUUUGUAUAAAACAUUGCACUAGUACGUUUUGUUUUACAUAGGACUGAGUCUUAACUCCAUGAACUACUACAGCCGUUCCUAUGCAUCUGGGGAAAUAGCAUGCAGAGACUUUAAUGUGUAUGAUCAAUGUUAGAAAUGAGAAACAAGACCAUUCGGUUACCCUUUCUCUACGAACCAAACUAAAUUGGACAGGUUCACGUUGUUGAAAUAGUUGGAAAUAAAAUGGUUAAGCUAGCACUACAAUAAGAGGAAACCAUUAGCUGAACUCAAUGUACUGUCUCACAGUUACAUUGAACCACACAAUAAGUAUUUCACAAAGAACUAUUUGCUGUCAUGGAGGUUAAGCGAAGUGAUUUGGUUUUGUGUUGCAACUUCCAUUAAACUGUGUCCUAACUUCAUAUUGGCGAAUUUGAAAAGGGGCUUGAUUAUGCGACAGAAAUUACCCUGUUGCAUGCAAUGUAAUAUAGCAUUUCUCUUAUUAAUUCUAUAGCAGGUAACUUUAUUUCCAACUGAAAUACAUCAAAAUAAAAGGUACAUGUGUAUUCAUCUCUGAAUUUAUUCAUCACAGAAGUUUAUUGAUGAGAUACUUUACUCUGAUUUUCUGUUUUAUUCUACAAUGGCAGUUUAAAUGUGCUCUGUUUUGUUUCAGCAAUCCAAUAAAAAUAGAGUAUUUGUG